Messenger RNA from Schistosoma margrebowiei, 1166 nucleotides. Lineage: Eukaryota; Metazoa; Platyhelminthes; Trematoda; Strigeidida; Schistosomatidae. The record is from the annotation of a GenBank genome assembly.
CGUUUAUGAAAAUAUAAUUACGGGAUGUGGCAUAUUCAAACAUUAUGCGUUACGUAUAAUUGUCGACAAAUAUUCCCUAAAUACACAACAUGUUUCCUGCGUUUCAUUCCUUUCACCCCUCCCAAAGGAUUAUUGAUGACCUUUCUUUGUUGUUUCGUCUUCCUUGUGGCUGUAACCUGAUUUACCGAUUUCCGGAUAAAAGUAGUCUCAUAAAUUGUCUAACUUCUUACCCAGUAAUUGUAAAUAUAAAUCAGGAUCCGAUAUUACUGUCGUCACAUGAGUCAGUCCCUGCAUGGAUUGAAGUUAGACACAGUCGAAACAUAUCCUUAUCGUUUUGGUUUGUCAUGACAGUACUUUGGAUGUUAGUUUGUUGUUCAGUCGGUUUUAUUGCAGGGUCGUACUUUGUCCAGUUAAUCUUGUUUUUCUCUGCCGUUAUUUUCAUUUAUAUGCAUUUACGUAAUACCGUUACUGAAGAAUCUCUUCUACUCAUAUCUGGAUAUGGUUUACAAACAUCAAAUCGUUACUUUACUGGUCGACGAUCAUAUUCUUCAUUUAUUCCAGUAGAACGAAUUAAAGGAUUUCAUUUAAUAGACUCCGUCAGUCCAUUUACUAUUUGUACUUAUUUAAGUUGUGAAUUUGCCAAGGUCACUCCUACCACUACUACGACUACUACAGCUGAUCCACAGAAAACUGAAUCAUUAUUAUUCAAUAAAGCUACAACGGCAUUAAAGACAGAUUACAGUCUUCUACCAUUAAUGCCCAUUACUAUGGAUAAUAAACAAAUUCGAUUUAAAGGUUGUGAUCGUAUUCCAUUGCCUUAUCUUGUAUGGAUGUUACGUUUAGCGAAUACAGUUUUAUUUCAUUAAAUUUCUAUGUCGUUAAUAUCAUUCUUUUUUCAAUUUUGUUUUGGAAAAAACUGUAUUUCUUUUAGUUACUGUUUAUUUUUCAAUCGCUUUUUAAAUAACCCUUAGUUGUUUUACGGAUUAAGCUUAUGUUUUAUAGUACAUUUUCUCGUCAUGAAUUCAACUUGCGAAAUAAAACGUAACUGAUCGAGAAACUGAAUUAACAAUAGCAUUCUUCUAAUCCUUUUGAAGUUGAACAUGGGUAAGGUACUUCUUGAUUGUGUAUGAGAAGUUUAUUACCGUCUUCAAGAUGCUCUACAAAAU